Messenger RNA from Brenthis ino (lesser marbled fritillary), 837 nucleotides. NCBI's taxonomy places the organism in Eukaryota, Metazoa, Arthropoda, Insecta, Lepidoptera, Nymphalidae. The record is from the annotation of a GenBank genome assembly.
AUGAUUUCCUCUAUAUUGAGUUAUGAGACGUUGGUUCACGCCAUGGCCGGUGCUACGGGAAGUGUCAUUGGAAUGGCAGCGUUUUAUCCACUAGACACUUUACGAUCAAGAAUACAAGUUGAAGAUUCCUUAAAAUUUCAUGGAACAACUCUGCAGUUGCUAAUUAAGUUAGCGAAUGAAGAGGGUAUGGAGUCUUUAUACAAGGGUUUAUGUCCUGUUCUACAGUCUCUUUCUGUGUCAAAUUUUGUAUACUUCUAUACAUUCCAUGCAUUAAGAAAAGUUGCUACAUCAAAUUCUUCAGCAAUGCGUGAUCUAAUGUUUGGUAUGCUGGCUGGUAGUAUUAAUGUUCUUCUGACUUCACCUCUUUGGGUGGUAAACACUAGAAUGAAGCUUGAGAAAAAUACUUACUCAAAUCUUUUUGAAGGGCUUUGUGACAUAUUUAAAAAAGAAGGCAUGUCAGGAUUAUGGUCAGGGACUCUACCAUCUUUGUUAUUAGUGUCAAAUCCAGCUAUUCAAUUUAUGGUUUAUGAAUCAUUGAAAAGAAAAUUGGUUACUAAAGGAUAUUUUGAUUCAUUUACUGCAUUUCUCAUUGGGGCUUUAGCUAAGGCUAUUGCAACAACUUUAACAUACCCUUUACAGUUAGUUCAGUCCAGGUUAAGGGCCGGAACUAGCUUAAAACCUCUUUUCAGAGAUACAAAAACAAAACCUUUGACUCUAUUUCGUGGGUUAGAAGCUAAGUUACUGCAAACUGUUAUGACAGCUGCACUUAUGUUUUUAAUUUAUGAAAAAAUUGUCCGCCUAGUUUUAACAAUAAUGAGAAUCAGAUUAAGAAAACAU